This is a messenger RNA of Pseudocercospora fijiensis CIRAD86, 4592 nucleotides long. Its product is annotated as putative ABC transporter. The record is from RefSeq and is a predicted model, not a curated record. Gene Ontology annotation, molecular function: ABC-type peptide transporter activity; ATP hydrolysis activity; ATP binding. Bases 1 to 4500 code for a protein of 1499 amino acids. Lineage: Eukaryota; Fungi; Ascomycota; Dothideomycetes; Mycosphaerellales; Mycosphaerellaceae. Gene Ontology annotation, biological process: transmembrane transport. Gene Ontology annotation, cellular component: fungal-type vacuole; membrane. The transcript has a single exon.
AUGGAUCAGAUCGUGUUCGGCGGCGGCACGUCCGACUACGAUUACGACUACGGCGGCAUCACCGAAUCGGGCAAUGGAGGCGGCAUCUGCUUGACGAAGCCGUGGAUACAGCAAGAAGCGCGCUUCCGAGAAUGUUUCCUUCCCGUCGUCGCUGCCAUUCCGGCCAUCUUCGCGGCACUCGUCGUUCUGGGCCAGUUUGUCCGCUUCACGGCGCCGCGGUCUUGGCAGCCUCGCUGGACGAGGCCGUUUGUUCAGGAAGUCAUUGAGCCCGUCCUCGACGUGGACCUCAUUCCGCGCCGGACAUGGACGCUGCAGACGCUGGGACUCGCAGUGACAUGCAGCCUUGCAUUCUUGCUGCAUCUUCUUCCCAUUCUCCUCUCCAGCAGGCCACUGCUCUGGACCUUACCGACUUUGGCAUCAUGGCUAGUAAUGGCCCUCGAGGUCUAUUUAUUUCUGCCAAGAACCCUGCCGUACUCGAUAUUCACCAUCACAAUCCUUCAGACGCUAACCGAGGCCAUCUUACUCGAGUGGGCAGUGCGGAAAUCCUCAUCAUAUCUCCCGUUUUGGAUUGCCACGACACUUCUCGGCGUAUUGACGAUACUUCUUGUUCUGACGAUGCCCUUCCGAGACCCUCUCUUGCCUUCGAAAGAUAUCAGUCUGCCAGGCACGACCCCGAGCUCGCUUCUGCGCAGUCCCGAGGAGAAUCUGAGCCUCUUCCAAUUCAUGACCGUCAGCUGGCUGAUACCCAUGCUGAAUGUCGGCAGCAAGCGGCAGAUGGAAGACGAGGAUGUCUGGUCUCUUCCCUACGACUUCCAGCAUCGGAGACUCCACGAGAAUUUCCGCAAAUUGCGAGGCACAGUCAUCCAGCGCUUGAUCAGAGCCAACGCUAUCGACCUGAUCAUUGUCACCACCGUUGGAGUCACUGACCAACUUGCCGACUACGGCGCGCCCGUCUUUUUGCAGCUCAUCUUGAGCUCAAUGGAGGAUCCCGAACGACCGAAGCGGGUGGCAUUGACAUAUGCUGCAUUCUCUCUGGCCACCAGGCUCAUUUCCGCGCAGCUCGAUACCCUCCAAAUAUGGUUCGGCAGAAGGUGUUACGAGCGGUGUCGAGGAGAGAUGAUCACCAUGUUAUACGAAAAGACGCUCGGCAGGAAGAUCGCUUUCAAGGCGCCAGAGAAGAAGGAGGCGCAGCCAGAAGAAAGCGCUCGAAAUGCUGCGGCGAAUGGCGAGUCGAGCCCUUCUGAGAAGCGCUGGUUCCAGAAGUUCUUCCAAAAGAACAAGCCGCCACCUCCUGUCAAGGAACCCGCUUCCAUGGGCAGGAUCCUCAACUUGAUGCGCAACGAUGUAUACGAAGUAGCGCAACGAUUCUGGGAAUUUGACUCCAUCAUUCGCAAGCCCAUAGCCAUUGUCUUGUCCAUCACCCUGGUCGUCAACUAUCUUGGCUGGCCUUCCAUGAUGGCCGUCGGUCUUGUUUUCCUGGCUCAGGUGAUGAAUGCCAUUCUGGCUCGAAUCUUGGUACAUUACGAAAAGAAACGACGAUUCGCAACAGAUGCGAAGCUGCAAAUCGUAUCACAAUUCGUCGAAGCGAUCCGGCAUUUGAGGUGGUAUGGCUGGCAAGAGACCUGGCUCAAUCAAGCGUUGACAGCCCGGCAGCGAGAACUGCUACUUCGAGUCAUCUCCAACGCCUGGAACUUGGUCAUUGGAUUUGUGAAUACCUUGUCGUACGAUCUCGUUCCCGUAGUAGCAUUCUUCAGCUACACGGUCAUUGCGAAGAAAGAGCUCACCGUGGAUAUUGCCUUUCCCGCACUACAACUAUUUGCGAUGAUGACCAGUCAGCUGCGUGAGCUUCCCGGGCUUAUAGUUUCUCUGAUCAAUGCCUGGGUAGCUGUACAGCGUAUUGAGGACUUCAUGGCUGAACCGGACCUACAGGAGAUGGCCACAGAAGCGCUGAUUGGAGACAAACUUGCCGUUGAUAAAGCGUCCUUUGCGUGGCCUGGUGCUUCCGAGCCUGUCCUGAAGGAGGUCAAUAUCUCGUUCCCGGAAGGUCUCACGGUCGUUAUUGGCGAGGUCGCGUCGGGAAAGACUGCUCUGCUGCAAGCACUUCUCGGCGAACUUGACAUGCUUGAAGGCCAACUCAUUCGACCUCCCGAGCCGAUCGGUUACUGUGCUCAGAUGCCAUGGCUUCAAAGCAUGAGCAUUCGCGAAAAUAUCCUAUUCUCUGCGCCGUACGAUGACGAAAGAUACCAGGCUGUCCUGGACGCAUGUGCGCUCACGCCAGACUUGGCGGAAUUCAAAGCUGGCGACCUUUCCUUGAUUGGCGAGAACGGCAUUGGUCUUUCAGGUGGGCAGCGAGCACGAGUCGCUCUCGCCCGUGCGGUCUACAGUCACACCAAGAUUCUUCUCCUCGAUGACCCACUCGCGGCGUUAGAUCAGCAAACAGCGGAGUCAAUUGUCCAGGAGUGCUUCACCGGACCUCUGCUCAAAGGUCGGACAACUGUAUUGGUCACACACAGGACUGAUCUGGUCUUGCCCGUCGCCGAUCAGCUCGUUGAGCUCACGGACGGCAAAGCCGCGAUUAUUGAUCAUGAUGCCGCGCCAGCCACGAAGACUCCUGCGGCAGAAGAGGCCGAAGAAGCUCAAGAUGAAGACCAAAAGAAGAAGCAGAAGGCUGCUGCAGUGCCCGAAAAAUUCAUCCAAGACGAGCAUCGUGCGUACGGUGGAGUGAAAGCUUCCGUCUACUGGGAGUACAUCAAAGCUGGAGAUCUUCGUUUCUGGGCACUUACCGUGUUCGCACUCUUGAGCUAUCGCGGGUUUGCAUUGGCUGAAGCAUGGUUCAUCAAAUCCUGGGGAGAAGCAUACCAGACCAAGGCGAACGUCGAUGUCUUCAUCUACAAUGAUGAUGUAGGUUACCACACUUCGGACUUGUUUGACGGCCUACCACCGCCUGACCGGAACAUCAAGCCAUGGCUUAUCACAUUCCUUCUCUUGGCGAUUGGGCAAUCGCUCUCAUACGUCGCCUCCCAAGGUAUGCUUCUGGUCAUCGUCUAUACUGCAGCAAAGAACAUGUUCCGCGACAUCAUGGAGAAGGUGGCAUAUGCGACUUUCCGCUUCUACGACACUACACCUGUGGGUCGAUUGAUGAAUCGCAUGACCUCGGACAUCGGCGUCAUUGACGGCGGCAUCAGCCAGCAAUUCUCGAGCAUAUCCUGGCUGAUGAUUAGUUGGCUAUCGGCGGUGGUGGUGAUUGCGUCGAUAACACCGGCCUUCUUGGUCUUCACCGUCACACUUGCGAUACUCUUUGUCCUGAUCUUCAAGCGCUUCAUUCCCACAUCACAGAAUCUGCGACGACUGGAGAUGGUGUCCCUCACGCCUCUGAUGUCGAACUUCGGGGAAUUGCUCAAUGGCCUGGCCACUGUUCGAGCCUUUUCCGCUCAGUCUCGCUUUCAAGACCGAGUCAUACACGUGGUCGACACCUUCCAAAAGAUGGACCAUUUCUAUUGGAGUACGCAGGCCUGGCUCAUGUACAGAUACGAUGUGUUGGCAUCUUUGGCGACUUUCCUGCUCUUUGUCCUUGCGUUGGCGACCAACCUUUCGCCUGGCUUGACUGCAUUCGCCCUGCUUGCUGCAACCAAGUUCGUCGUGACUACACAUGGCCUUUGUAGGCAGUACGGUCAGCUUCAGAUGGAGUUUGUCUCUGUUGAGCGGGUGGUCGAACUCCUACAUCUGGAACAAGAGCCGAAGGGAGACGUCAGUCCUCCCGCCUGGUGGCCAUCCUUUAAUGGCGACGUCGUGUUCAAGGAUGUGAUCAUAAAGUACGCUCCUCAUCUCGAUCCUGCACUAGCAGGCAUCUCUUUCACGAUCAAAGGAGGUUCGAAAACUGCUAUCAUUGGACGGACCGGGUCGGGAAAGAGCACGCUCGCAUUGUCCCUCCUGGCUACCAUCAUCCCAGAGAUUGGAGACAUCACCAUAGACCAGAUCAAUUUAGCCAAAGUCGACAAACAGCUCCUGCGAACCAGAAUCACAUUCUUGGCCCAAGAUCCCGUUCUCUUCCCCGGCACGAUGCGUAUGAACCUAGAUCCAGUGAAUCUGCACGGCGACGAGGAAUGCGAGACAGUGCUGAAACGAGUCUGCGAAAGACAGAACUGGAACCUCGACACCAACAUCGAAGCCGGAGGCAAGAAUCUGAGCCAAGGACAGCGUCAACUCGUCGGCCUCGCACGUGCGGUCUUGAGGAGAAGCGCAAUCAUUAUCCUAGACGAGGCAACUGCAUCAAUCGAUCGCGAUACCGCCAUGCAGAUCCAGCAAGUCAUGCAUGAAGAGAUGAAAGACAGCACCGUCAUCACCAUCGCUCAUCGUCUCGAGGCUGUCAGGAAUGCCGAUUACUGUAUCGUUCUCGGUAAAGGCAGAAUUCUCGAACAGGGUCCUGCUGCGGAAAUGUUACGGGAACAUAGGAGUGAUGUGGUGGAGAACGUUGAUGAUGAUGAUGAUGAUGAUGAAUGAUGAGUGACGAGUAGAUGGUUUGUAGAUAGAUAGAGAGUGGUAGAUUCAUUCCUCCUUUACAUUCAAAAAAAAAAUAUAUAUUUCUUAAGAUG